AUGUGGCACUCCAACCGGGCACCCACAGACAACCCAUUUCGCCUCACACUCUUCAUCCUCAUCUUUCUUAUAUAUGGGUCAUUACCGGUCGUAAAGGCGGAUUGUGUACUCUACGACACGUGCCAUACGGUAAAGCAUGGGACGGAAAAAUUGAGCUUGCCCUGUACAAAAAGCCCGGCAUCCCCGUCGAAGCCUCUCGAUGGUGCCAGCCAGAAGAAGCUUGCCGCCCUGUGUCCUCACUUGUUUUCUGAUGGCCCCAAUCCAUCCCUUUGCUGCUCGUCGACUCAAGUGGAUGUGCUGGUCAACCAGAUGAGCAUGCCAUCCCAAAUAUUGCAGCGAUGCGACUCGUGCGCCGACAAUUUCAUCAAAAUGUGGUGCGAUUUCACGUGUCACCCACGACAACACGAAUUUAUACAGGUGUUAAAAACGAAUUCAAGUCAGCCGGGUAACGCGUCAUAUGUGGAUACGGUUAAAUUCGAGCUGCCGGCUGAUUUUGGUCACGGGAUGUUCGAGUCGUGCAAAAAUGUACGCUUUAUGCAAAGCCGAGCCCUCGAUCUAAUGUGUGGAAGUGGCGAUGGCGAUUGUACCCUCAACAAAUGGCUGGAUUUUAUGGGAACCAAGGAUCACACCAACCAUAUCCCCUUCAACAUUAAAUUUCAAUUAAAUCGAUGCUUCGAGAUGAUUCCGCUCGAAUGCUACCCACUGGCAGCAGCCUUUGUGGCUGUAUUAAUCCUGUUGUUUUUCGUUAUUGUUAUCCUAUGCAACAAAUGGCUUCCAUUCCUCCGGGCUCGCAAGGGCAUCCAAGAGGAGCCAAUCAUGGAAGCCAGCUAUUCGUGUCUACCGUAUAUGGGCAAAUAUUUGGAGGAUUAUUUAGAGAACAAGGCCAGAGAAUAUGGAAGAACUGCCUAUCAUAAACCACUACGGGUACUAACUUUUGGCGGCCUAGUUGCCUUGUUAUUCAUCGUCCCCAUCUAUCGUCUAAGCUUUUCGGAAGAGCUUGUCGAUCUCUGGUCGGUUCCACAAAGCCGAGCGCGUCUCGAGAAGGAAUAUUACGACACUAAAUUCGGUCCUUUCAUGCGAACAGCACAGUUGAGCAUCUACCCUCAGAAAUUCCCAGCUGAUCAAGCUGCCGGGCAAAACCUUCGGGCCGCUAACGGAGAGAUGUUCGGUCCAGCCUUUCGGAGGCCAUUCUUAGAAUAUGCUUUCAAACUUGUUGCGGGUAUCCACGAAAUCUCAGCUGAAAUCUGUCUGGAUACCGAGGCUGAGCAAGCCAAGAACGGGUUUAUCUGCAAGAAUCUAGUCAAUGUAACGUUGAAUGAUGUCUGUAUCAAGCCAAUGGGCCCCACCGGGAACUGUCUGAUCAUGGGCCCUACUUCGUAUUUCCAGAAUGACAUCGCGAAAUUGGACCACAAACCACCAGCAGCCACUACUAUCGCCCCGGCAGAUGAUAUGUGGGAUUAUUAUGACGACGAGCCAGCAAAAGCCCAGGAAUUUUCUUAUUUGGAUCAUAUCCAGGAUUGCAUACGGAACCCAAUGAAUCUUCGCACUCGAUUCGGCUUAUCCUGCUUUGGUGAAUAUGGUGGCCCGAUUCAGCCGGAAUUCGUCUUCGGGCAUGAUGAUAAAUCACUAAACACCUCCUUUGCGUUGGCCAUGUUGAUCAAUUUCCCAUUAAUGAGUGAGAAGCAUAAUCUGCCCAAAGUGUUGGCAUGGGAGAGGGAAUAUUUGCGAUAUAUGCAGCAGACGCCACACGAUUCUUACACAAUCUCCUUUAUGGCAGAGCGAUCUAUUCAGGACGAGAUCGAAGCUGAGACUCGCUCGGAUGCCGUUUUGAUUGUAAUGGCUUAUAUCCUAAUCAUUGCUUAUGCCUGCUUUGUCCUUGGCCAGUAUGACGUGACAAACAACCAGCUAAGCUCGCUGAUGAAUCAAUCGCGUAUGCUGAUGGGAUUCCUUGGCCUAUUUCUGGCCGUCCUUUCGGUUGUCAGUUCAAUGGGUCUAUUCGCCAUGUUUGGAGUGAAACCAACCAGAUUGUUGCUCUUGAUCGUGCCAUUCAUCGUCAUAAUCAUUGCAUAUAAUAAUAUUUUUGUGUUUGUUCGUGCAUACCAGCGCACUCGAUUCGAACAUAAAGAAUUGGAAAUUCGGAUCAUCAACCUUUGUGGUUAUCUAAUUCCUUCCUUUGUCUCCAGCACAGCUUCAACUGUAGCAUGUUUUGGAUUGGGUUAUCUAUCCGGGGUCGCGACAGUAUCAAAUUUCUCAACUUGCUGUGCAAUUGCGCUAGUCUUGAACCUCUACUUCCAAGGCACCAUCUUUUUGGUGCUUUUCAUUUGGGACAGCAAGCGAGCAGAAGCCGGUCGUCCUGAAUUUUGUUGCUGGCAGAAGAUGUUCCCGAAUCGCUUAAUUCACAACGGCUAUACCAUUCUGUUGUUCAGAAACUUCUGGUCGAAGGUUUUGCUCUUCGGCUGGGUGCGAGGGCUUGUGAUAACCCUUUUUGCCAUCUGGACACUGGCAUCAGUGUACGCAAUGCAGUUUAUGGUAAUCGGGAUGGAUCCACGAAUUCCGCUGCCUGACGGUUCUUAUGUCGUCCGACAUUUCGACGCAAUGGAACGAUUCCAAUCGUUUGGACCACCAGUGUAUUUUGUUGUGAAAGGAGAGUUGGACUAUUCUGAUCCAAAAGUACAAUCGGCUCUUUGCACCGCUGGCGGCUGCGAUCCUCAAUCGUUAGGAAAUCUGUUGAGAGAUGCCAGUCAACUUCCUGCAAGUACCCUAAUACCAUUUGGUGGACUGAACUGGGUGGACGAUUUCAUGGACUGGCAGGAUGUCGUGGGAGAUCCACCAUGUUGUCGAAAAGACGAGUACGGGCACUUUUGUCCAGCGUCGAGCACAAAUCCGAAUUGCACAUACUGUGGAGCCGGGGAGGAUCAGUUCUAUGAACGCGUCAGCUACUUCAAGACUGACAUCCCGGGAGAGAAGUGUCCUAGGGGUGGAGCAGCCGCACACGGUGGUUCGAUUUCUAUGAAACGCCCGGGCGGCCGUCGGCACAUCGAUGCUUCUCAUUUCAUGGCAUUCCACAAGAAUCUCGCCACUAGCGCCGACUUCAUCGAGGCGGUCUCGGCUUCACGAAAACUGGCCAACACGCUCGAGUCCAAUCUUCGAGUUGCAACCGGAAACUAUGAAGUUGAAGUGUUCCCAUACAGCAUCUUCUACGUGUUCUACGAUAUGUAUCCAGAGCUUGUCUCCGAUGCAGUCAGUCGGAUCAUUGCGGCGAUGGUUGGCAUCUGGCUGGUUAUGUAUAUAAUUCUAGGAUUCGACUUCACCACAGCCACGUCGGUAUUGAUCUCUAUCAUGGCGGCUACAAUCAAUGUAUUCGGUGCCAUGAGUAUCUUCCAAGUCGAACUGAACCCAUUAUCGCUGGCAAAUAUUUUCAUGUCAAUUGCUGUCGCCGUUGAAUUCUCAGCACCCGUGGCUAGAGCUUAUAAGCACAGCAAACAGAAGAAGCGUAAUGAGCGAGUUGAAGAAGCCAUAGUCAACGCGGGAAGCUCGCUAUUCUCUGGCCUAUUUCUUUGUAUGUUCGGAGGUAGCAUUGUACUCGCAUUCGCUCAUGCGCAAAUCUUCCGGAUAUAUUACUUCCGUAUGUUCUCAACAAUUGUCUUUGUCGGGAUGCUCCAUGGGCUCGUGCUUCUGCCCGUCAUUCUCUCAUUUGUCGGCUCCAAUCACAAGCCUUUUGUCAGCAGUCCUCGUUUCGGCCAGGAAUGUUUCGAUUUCCUUACCACGCAUCUACGCAAGAAAGAACAAGCCAUGCAUACAUCCAGCUCGACAAGGCAUUCUGCCUCCCCCACCCCACAUUCCUUCCGCAACGAUCAAAACCGACGGGUUGUCGCCGCUAUGCCAAUCGAAGAAGCUCGCCCGUUGAUCAACUACGCCUUGUUGCCGCCCCUCGCCCCAUCGACACACUUGCCGCAUAGCAGCAAAGACAUUUUCAGACAGACCCCUCAGGGUAACCAAUCUCCAAUCACCGAAGUACACCGGUCUCUGCCACAUAUCAUUCAA
Messenger RNA from Mesorhabditis spiculigera, 4044 nucleotides. The record is from the annotation of a GenBank genome assembly. Lineage: Eukaryota; Metazoa; Nematoda; Chromadorea; Rhabditida; Rhabditidae.